Elephantulus edwardii (Cape elephant shrew) is the source of this 1257-nucleotide messenger RNA. It is a transcript of the gene PRRC1, whose product is annotated as proline-rich coiled-coil 1. Gene Ontology annotation, molecular function: protein kinase A regulatory subunit binding. Gene Ontology annotation, biological process: activation of protein kinase A activity. NCBI's taxonomy places the organism in Eukaryota, Metazoa, Chordata, Mammalia, Macroscelidea, Macroscelididae. The transcript is spliced from 8 exons. The record is from RefSeq and is a predicted model, not a curated record. Bases 1 to 1257 code for a protein of 418 amino acids. Gene Ontology annotation, cellular component: cytoplasm.
AUGAUGGAAGAGAGUGGAAUAGAGACGACACCACCUGGCACUCCUCCUCCUAAUCCUGCAGGACUGGCUCCUACGGCGAUGUCCUCUACACCAGUUCCAUUAGUUUCCACCAGUUCUUUCUCUUCUCCAAAUGUGUCCUCCAUACAGUCCUUGCCCCCCCAUGUGUACUCUACUCCUCAGCCAUCGCUUCCUCCUGCAACACCUUCAGCACCUUUACCAUUGGUGCCUCCUUCACCAGUUCCUUCAGUUCCACCUCAUGCUGCGUCUAUGCCACUUCCUGUUCCUCCAUCAACUACUGCUGUCUUCAGUAGUCCUUCUUUAUCCCACUUCCCAUCCACAACUUCUUCCUCAAGUGCUCCCUCUUCAAGUCCACCUACUUCAGGAUUUUCUGUUGGUUCUACUUAUGACAUUACAAGAGGCCACGCAGGAAGAGCACCCCAGACACCCCUGAUGCCAUCAUUUUCUGCACCUGCUGUAACAGGUGUUUUGCCAACUCCCAUUACUCAACAAGCUGGCUUGACACCUUUGGCCCAGGGACCUGGAACCACAUCAGCCAUUACUUUUCCAGAGGAACAGGAAGAUCCUAGAAUUGUUAGAGGUCAGGAUGAAGCAUCUACAGGUGGAAUCUGGGGUUUCAUUAAGGGUGUUGCUGGGAAUCCUAUGGUGAAAUCUGUGCUUGAUAAAACCAAACAUUCAGUAGAAAGCAUGAUCACAACGCUGGAUCCUGGCAUGGCUCCUUAUAUCAAAUCUGGAGGUGAACUGGAUAUUGUUGUGACCUCAAAUAAGGAGGUCAAAGUGGCUGCUGUUCGAGAUGCCUUCCAGGAGGUGUUUGGCUUAGCUGUGGUGGUUGGGGAAGCUGGACAGUCCAAUAUUGCCCCACAACCAGUGGGCUAUGCAGCUGGAUUAAAAGGAGCCCAGGAACGGAUAGACAGCUUACGUCGAGCUGGAGUGAUUCAUGAAAAGCAAACUGCUGUGUCUGUAGAAAACUUCCUUGCAGAAUUGCUACCUGACAAGUACGUUUACUUUGCUUUUUCUCUUUAUAUUUUUGCUCAAAAUCUGACUCCCCCGGACUACAAUUUAAGGUGGUCAGGCCUUUUGGUAACAGUGGGCGAAGUCCUUGAAAAGAGUUUACUAAAUGUCAGCCGGACUGAUUGGCACAUAGCCUUUACAGGCAUGUCUCGUCGGCAGAUGAUCUACAGUGCAGCCAAAGCAAUAGCAGGCAUGUAUAAGCAGCGCCUACCACCUAGGACCGUGUGA